UGGACUAUCCGAGAGGGGAGCAAGGGCGGUUACGGUUGUACAAUGCCGAAUAAAACGAAAAAAGACAAGGAGUCCCCCAAGUCUGGUAAAGUGGGCAAGAGUGGAGGACAGGAGAAUUCAGAGCAUGAGCAGAGCUCUAACAGGAAGGCAGGCAAUAGUGUUCCUCCCACAACUCAGCUGCUAAAGGGGAAGCAGCCAGGUUCCCAGACACCUGUCAAAAAGGACAAGAGGCAGAGCUCCUCUCGUUUCAGCUUGAGCAACACAAGGGAGCUGCAGAAACUGCCCGCUUUCAAAGAUGUUCCCCCAGCGGAGCAGGAGAAGCUCUUCAUUCAGAAGUUGCGGCAGUGCUGCGUCCUCUUCGAUUUUGUCUCCGACCCACUGAGUGACCUGAAAUGGAAGGAGGUGAAACGGGCGGCGAUAAGCGAGAUGGUGGAGUACAUCACGCACAACAGGAACGUCAUCACCGAACCCAUCUACCCAGAGGUGGUUCACAUGUUUUCUGUGAAUAUGUUCAGGACGUUGCCGCCAUCAUCCAACCCCACGGGUGCUGAGUUUGACCCAGAGGAAGAUGAGCCCACGCUAGAGGCUGCGUGGCCGCAUCUACAGCUCGUCUAUGAGUUCUUCCUACGCUUCUUAGAGUCACCUGACUUUCAACCAAACAUAGCCAAAAAGUAUAUUGACCAGAAGUUUGUAAUGCAGCUCUUAGAUCUGUUUGACAGUGAAGACCCCAGGGAAAGAGAUUUUUUAAAAACCACUCUUCAUCGCAUCUAUGGCAAGUUCCUGGGCCUGCGAGCGUACAUUAGGAAACACAUUAAUAACAUAUUUUAUAGGUUCAUUUAUGAGACUGAACAUCAUAAUGGAAUAGCAGAAUUACUGGAAAUAUUAGGCAGCAUAAUCAAUGGAUUUGCGUUACCAUUGAAAGAAGAGCACAAGAUUUUCCUGCUGAAAGUUCUGCUGCCUUUGCACAAAGUCAAGUCUCUUAGUGUAUAUCACCCACAGCUGGCCUACUGUGUGGUACAGUUCUUAGAGAAGGAUAGCACCCUCACAGAACCGACGGUUAUGGCUUUGUUAAAGUACUGGCCAAAGACCCACAGUCCAAAAGAGGUGAUGUUCCUCAAUGAACUGGAGGAGAUCCUGGACGUCAUCGAGCCUUCGGAGUUUGUGAAAGUCAUGGAGCCGCUGUUCAGACAGUUGGCCAAGUGUGUGUCCAGCCCACACUUCCAGGUGGCAGAACGAGCGCUGUACUACUGGAACAAUGAGUACAUCAUGAGCCUCAUCAGUGACAAUGCAGCCAAGAUCCUGCCCAUCAUGUUCCCAUCCCUCUACCGCAACUCCAAGACCCACUGGAACAAGACGAUCCAUGGCUUGAUCUACAAUGCUCUGAAACUCUUCAUGGAGAUGAACCAGAAGCUGUUUGAUGACUGCACUCAACAGUUCAGGGCAGAGAAAAGCAAAGAGAAAGCCAAAUGGAAAGAAAGAGAAGAAGCGUGGCUGAAGAUCGAGAAUCUUGCAAAGUCAAACCCACAAUUUCUGAGAUACGUUGACUCAAUAGGCUCAGGUAGUCCGAUGGACAUGGAGACAGACGGGCCGCUGCUAGACGAUGUCAACAUGCUAAAGAAAGCGGUAGAGGAGGAAGCCAUACAGAUCCAAAAAGAUCAGCGCAGAGAGCGCCCGCUGAUGAGGAGGAAAUCCGAACUCCCCAAGGACAUCUGCACUGUCACAGCCUUGGAGUUGCACCGCAGAGCCGAGGAAAUGUUGACAACGCACGACGGCCACUAAGAGACCACCCCAGAUCCACCAUAAACCAGCAGCAGCAGCAGCAUCCACAGAGGAACCACAGGCCCCCAGAGGCCAGCACAACAGAACUCUGGUAUCUCAGUCCAGCACAACACAGAACUGAACUGCUCCACCUGACACAGAAAAUGUCUAAAGCCGUCUAAGCCUCAUUUGGCUAUCGGGGACAAGCGGCGCUCGAUUCCUACUGACCCCCCCCCUCUUUUAUCCACCUGGUUGUCGUCCAGCAGAAACGUCAGGUCCUGCAUGACCACGACACACACCGAGGCUCUGAACUUCAUGAUCUCUUCCCCCCCACCCCUCGUUUUUCUCUUCUCCUGUCUUCUCAACUUUGUUGUGUUUUUCGGGGUGCUGUGCUGCCCCCUUCUGGUCAUUUCUCUCAGGUGUUCUGUUCUGUGUGUGAGCUGUCUUCUCUUCUUGCCUCUUCUUUAUAGAUGUCAGGUGCUUGUUCAAAUAAUAUGAGCCUUCGGUUUGAUUUAAAACAAACAAAAAUAAAAAAAUAACAAAAACAGCCCUCAUCAUCAGUUGAUGAGAAAACUGUCAGUUGUUUCUAUAUAUUUAAUAUUCUCAUAACAUUUAAACUAGACAGCUGUUUAUAUUUUAUUUUAUCCUACUUAGAAUAUUAGGAGCUCUUCUCAGAGUAAAACACACUUCCUGCUCUGUUUGGAACUUGCUGUUUUUUUUUUUUUUCUUUUUUCCAUUGGCUGUGAAGAUUCAUUGAUCGUUCUGUUAAUCAGGACAGGGUCAUCUGGGACUACCAGCAGUACAACUGUUCAUCAAACAGUGCUGGCCUGACAGAGGUCAUGGUUUUUCAUCCAACAGAUCUUUGCGUAGAAGCCGAGUUUGGUGCCAACACCUCAUUCAUUUAGUUCCUUUCUUUCAAACGAUCAUUUUAACUGUGUAGGCAAUAAGUUAAACAGGUUUGCAGUGUGUGUCGGUGGCUCAAACAAUGGUCAGAUAGUUUGUUUCAUGUUGAGAUGUGACUGGGAUGAGUCCAGGCCCAUCCCGGUUUGCUGCGCCCAGUUACAUGAGAGGGGAUUGUGGGAUUUAUUUUUGGUCGCUCGUUCCCAUCCAGCCGCGAUCGGAGUGUGUUCAACAUGGUCAUUAGCAUUCAGUACAAGUCGCUGUCAUUCAUAUGAAGCUUACGAGAGGUCAGAGAGAUGUAGUCGCUCGUCUGGGAUUUACACAAUGCUGGUGUGUGUUGAGACGUCAAAAUCGGGGCAGAAACUGUGCUGAUAGUGAUCGCUUCUUUUCUACUCUUCUCAAGCAAGACCCUUUUAUUUAUAAAACACUUGUUAGACUGCUCCGUAGAUGAGGUAUGUUUGGUUUGAAGAGGUCGAACAUAAGCCUUUCUUUUCACAGUGCCUUUUAUAGUCUAAGGGGAUAUUUUGCUCAACUGAGAAUCGAGUAGUAGCAUAAACUAAAAUACCAGAUCAUUUAAAAAAAAAAAACAAUUGUAACAUCAGUUUCCAAAAAAAACCCCCAACGCGUUCAAGUCUCGCCGCUUGUACUCCAGCACAUGCCUUGUCCAAGCUACAAAGUGGAUUUUGUAGUUAACAGCUAGAGAGGAGAAGCAGAGUGGUCGCCCCAAGCCACUUCAGCGAUGAAGCACUUCCUGAUAAAACUUGAAAGAAAAACAGAAACACAACUGAAAAAAAAAAGUAGUAAAGAAUUGAAAUCCGUGAUGCUGUCUGUCUUGGUGUGUGGGGGUCACCUCCCCUGGGUGGGGUGGAUAAGAGCUAGCCUCCACAGGAGAGGAAAUCACCUCCCAUUGUGAAUUUUCCAUUCUGUGCCGCCUCCUCUAUUGUCCCAUUCCGCUUUUCAUUUGUACCAUUGUUUGACCCCCUCUGCCCAGACCUGCACACUGACUGUAACCCCUCCCUUUCAGUAGAACCAACCGCCCUGUAGGGCUCGUUAUCUGGACACCUGUUUGAUCUGCUUCUGGAUGCUUGCAAGUUCUUUUUGUUGUGGUUUUUAUUCUUCCUUUGCCUGCAGAACCUCUUGUCAGUGUUUCAACUGAAUGUGCAAAUUGUAAAUAAUACUGCAGUUACAUUGUUCUGUUUUCUCCAUGUUUGUCUCGGAGAACAACAUUCACCAAAGGCCCAACCUCAUCUCCCGUUGCCUUCUGGGUAUUUCAGUGGAUCUGAUGAAAGUGAUUCCAUCCCUUCAGUAAACUUCAUCGUCUGAUUGGUGGUUCGCUGAUUGGUGACUGCUGUUCUUCUUGAAAUGGCUUUAAUAUUGGCUUCUUUGGAGCUCUCUUCAUUUUACAUAAGCUUUGUUUUCUCUUUCUUUGAAAAGAAUGAAGUGUCCUUUAGUAUAUGUCUCAUACUAAAUGGCUUCAUCUAAUAUUGUACAUAUAAUGUACUUUUAUUUUAUGCUAUAUCUAUUAUUAUAUGGUAGAUUUCAUAUUUUGUACAAAAUACCCCAUGUACAGAAUACAGAGGUUAUUAGCAACUGCAGACAGUUGGUAUGUGGCACAGACUUCAACACAUGUGACUAUUUACAUUUAGAAACCGUGUAGAAUUUGGAUAGUUUUUUAUCUAUUUGUAAUCCCACAUCUUUUUCCGUUUUUUUUGUUUUUCAUCUUCAAACAUGUGUUGAGAUUCUACAUACAUGAGCUUUUUGUGUGUGCUUUUAUCCAAAUCUCCAGUGGUGUACAUCUAUCUAUAUACAGCAAAUAAAGAGAACAUGUGAGUUUUAUAUUUUCAUCCUAAAAAACCCCCAAA
This is a messenger RNA of Centropristis striata (black sea bass), 4520 nucleotides long. RefSeq names its product protein phosphatase 2, regulatory subunit B', gamma b (gene ppp2r5cb). The record is from RefSeq and is a predicted model, not a curated record. NCBI's taxonomy places the organism in Eukaryota, Metazoa, Chordata, Actinopteri, Perciformes, Serranidae. Gene Ontology annotation, biological process: protein dephosphorylation; signal transduction. Gene Ontology annotation, molecular function: protein phosphatase activator activity. The coding region runs from base 43 to 1779 and encodes 578 amino acids. The transcript has 16 exons. Gene Ontology annotation, cellular component: nucleus; cytosol; protein phosphatase type 2A complex.